This is a messenger RNA of Dissoconium aciculare CBS 342.82, 370 nucleotides long. RefSeq lists its product as uncharacterized. NCBI's taxonomy places the organism in Eukaryota, Fungi, Ascomycota, Dothideomycetes, Mycosphaerellales, Dissoconiaceae. The transcript has a single exon. The record is from RefSeq and is a predicted model, not a curated record. Bases 96 to 350 code for a protein of 84 amino acids.
UCAUACUCGCCCUUCGUGAUCCGCUGGUGCGAAGGACUGCAAGAUACCGACUGUUUGCGCGUCGCAGGAUUAGCCUUGCAGAGGAUUGGCCUUGCAUGUCCGCUGCAUGUGCCAGCGCGAUGACAUCGGCGCCGAAUCCUGUGGCAUCUAGGUUUGUUUUGAAAAGCAAUUCCCGAUAUCAACAGACUCCUCCGCCCGGAACCAAUGACAACACUCGUCAAAUCAUUCCUAAGACAAGAUUGGAUCACGAUGGAAUCUUGCAUUUAAUGAUCUUGAGGUCUCUAUCAAAUGACUUUGAGCACCAGGACAAUCUUCCGCACACACAUCACUUCAAGGAUACCUAUGUAUGACAGUUUAAAUCCGAUACAGG